Molecule: messenger RNA, 702 nt
Organism: Pocillopora verrucosa
Lineage: Eukaryota; Metazoa; Cnidaria; Anthozoa; Scleractinia; Pocilloporidae
Source: RefSeq, a predicted model, not a curated record
GACACUCCACUCUUUGAGGCUGCAAGAAAUGGUCACACUGAUAUUUUUCGUGAGGGCACUCCGCUCUCUGAGGCUGCAACAAACGGUAACACUGAUAUUGUAAGGUUGCUCAUAGAGAAUGGAGCUGAUGUGAACGAAGGAGAACGGAACACUCUAUUCAGUAGGGCUGCAAGAAAUGGUCACACUGAUAUUGUAAGGCUGCUCAUAGAAAACGGAGCUGAUGUCAACAAAGGAGGACGGUUUCUUCAGGGCACUCCGCUCUCUGAGGCUGCAAGACAUGGUCACACUGAUAUUAACACUCCACUGUGUGAGGCUGCAAGAAAUGGUCACAGUGAUAUUGGAAGGUUGCUUAUAGAGAACGGAGCUGAUGUCAACAAAGCAGCACAGAAGACUCCACUGUGUGAGGCUGCAAGAAAUGGUCACACUGAUAUUGUAAGGUUGCUCAUAGAGAACAAAGGAUGGGCCACUCCACUCUUUGAGGCUGUAAGAAAUUGUCACACUGAUAUUGUAAGGUUGCUUAAAGAAAACGGAGCUGAAUUCAACAAAACAUUAUGGUGGACUAUUAACAUCGAGUCCCCUGAAGGGCGCCUGCGUAGAAAGUUCGUACCUGGUGCCAGGCAUGUCAAUUGGUUCGUUCCUACUUGUGCUUUGUUCCAAAAGAUUAACUAUAGCAGGCUGAAAAACAGUGAUAACUCCAGUUAG